This is a messenger RNA of Eleginops maclovinus (Patagonian blennie), 1527 nucleotides long. It is a transcript of the gene tm2d2, whose product is annotated as TM2 domain containing 2. Lineage: Eukaryota; Metazoa; Chordata; Actinopteri; Perciformes; Eleginopidae. Bases 141 to 833 code for a protein of 230 amino acids. The record is from RefSeq and is a predicted model, not a curated record. The transcript is spliced from 4 exons.
AGAAGCAGUUCCGAUGUGUGAUGACGUCACAGGAACCCUGAUAACCGUCCACAGCUGCGGCUGAUGCCUCUGUAAACAACAACAACAACAACAACAACAACAACAACAUGCUUACUCUCCUUAAAGAGGUGUUUUAGAGGAUGAUCUCCGUGAGCUACCUCCUGCUGUGCGGACAGCUGCUGCUGCUGCUCACCGUCAUCCUGCUGCAGUGUCUGGAGGGGAUCCACUCCCAGAAUUCCUCCAGCACCGCCGCUCCCGAGGCCUCCUCCUCCCCGAGUCAGAGAGCCUCAGAGCCCCCGUCCUCCAGCCAGCAGCCCCCGGAGCCCAAGCGGUAUGAAGCACCGGCGGAGAGCUCGAACUACACGGAGCCGUACGAGUACAAACCCCCGUCUCCGGUCGUCCUGUGCAGCUACCUCCCGGAGGAGUUUAUGUUCUGUCAGGAUCCGGUGGACCACGCAGGGAACCACAGCGCCUUCCUGGAGCUGGGGCACGGCUGUGUGGGGUGGGGGGGUCAGACUCAGAAGGAGGUGAAACAUACGAAGGUGGUGUGUUCGGCGCUGGAUGACAUCGAGUGUGCCGGACCCCGGGAGUUCCUGAGAGGGAACGUCCCCUGCAUCAAGUACACCGGGCACUACUUCAUCACCACGCUGCUCUACUCCUUCUUCCUUGGCUGCUUCGGGGUGGACCGGUUCUGCCUGGGUCACACGGGCACGGCGGUCGGGAAGCUGCUGACGCUGGGGGGGCUCGGCAUCUGGUGGUUCGUGGACCUGAUCCUGCUCAUCACCGGGGGUUUGAUGCCCAGCGACUACAGCAACUGGUGCACGUACUACUGAGGGGGUUCGAGACUGAGGACUUGUAGAGCGGCACUGGGACCUGGUGUUUCUGUGCCGGACCCCGAUGGCAGCAUCUCCCUGGUCCAAUGGGUUCUCCAUGUCAUUCUGGAAUUUGCUUACUGUAAAUAUUUGUGAAUUUAAAACGGAAACUACACGAUCUUCAUGUUCCACGUAAAUGAAAUGUAUCAUCUUCAUCUGGAUUCCUUUUCUCCGUCCCGUUCGGAUCCAUGAAACCACUCCCAUCAUUCCUCAGCUCUUUAAACCUUUACAUAUUGCAGAUUUCCAGUUCUGUCUAAAGCACCUGUACAGAAGUUGUUCGUAAUAAGAGGAUGAGGGCCACGGGCCACGUGUUCUGUUGGAUCUGACCAACGGGAUUAUUUUCUCUAAGGUUUUAAGAAAAAAGAAUCGAAUUAUUUCACAGAUUUCAGAUCUUCUCAGAAUUCCACUAAAACAAAUUGGACUUCAUCUAAAAACGGUCUCUCUUUGACCUCCGUGUAUUUGUUCCUGACCCUCUUCCUUUGGAAGCUGAAAUGUGUUUCCCUCAGAAUGUUCUGGAGUCUUUCAGAGGCUCUACAUACUUUUGGUCGUGAAGGGAUUUAUUUUUUACUUUAACUGUUCUAUUUAUGUUUUGCCUUAUUGUGUUGAGUCAGAAAUACAUGUCAUGGUGAAACCAAUAAAGUAAUAAUUAUCAGUG